Molecule: messenger RNA, 381 nt
Organism: Morchella importuna
Lineage: Eukaryota; Fungi; Ascomycota; Pezizomycetes; Pezizales; Morchellaceae
Exons: 3
Coding region: 1-381 (126 amino acids)
Source: RefSeq, a predicted model, not a curated record
AUGCAGUUCUCCACCAUCCUCAUUGCCACCGCCGCUCUUGCCAUGACUGUCAUCGCCGCUCCCGUUGCCGGUGAUGAUAAGGCCCACACUGAGAUCCACGACAGCGGCAACGUUGGCGAUAUCUCCCAGAGCGGAAACCAUAACGUCUGCAGCAACCAGCAGGACCGCACUACUCAAGUCUGCUGCAACAAGUCCGACAAGUCUAGCGCCAGUGGCCUCGUUGCCCUCGAUGCCUUGAACAAUGUUCUCUCCGAUGCUUGCUUCCUCUCGGAUGGAUGCAAGGCCGACCAGAAGACCUUCUGCUGCAAGCAGGAGAAUAGCAGCAACGGAAUCAACCUUGUCCAGCUCAACAGCUGUGGUCCUCUCAUCGAGGCUUUGUAG